AUGUCGAAGGCACUCAAAGAGUUUAAGAAUAUGAUGGUCCGGGAAGGCCAGGUGAGCAAGCUAUGGAAGACCCAUUCUCCCAAAGCUCACAUUGCGCCUCCCAAGAGCGGUAACAAAGACAAGAACUGGCAACUGCGCUUGGACGCGGAAGAGGCCACCAACGAGUCGCUCCAAAAGUGGAGGGAAAAGAACUCCAGUCAUGGGAAUCUGACUUUUGUGGCCAUCAAUGUCAAUGAGCCGAAAGAAAGGAUGUCAACCGUUUCUGAUGAGAUAUGGAAAGACGUUGAGAAGCAGGCGAAGGAUAAUUUGGGUUGA
Molecule: messenger RNA, 315 nt
Organism: Aspergillus welwitschiae
Lineage: Eukaryota; Fungi; Ascomycota; Eurotiomycetes; Eurotiales; Aspergillaceae
Exons: 2
Coding region: 1-315 (104 amino acids)
Source: RefSeq, a predicted model, not a curated record